Messenger RNA from Suricata suricatta (meerkat), 4251 nucleotides. It is a transcript of the gene DEF8, whose product is annotated as differentially expressed in FDCP 8 homolog. The coding region runs from base 377 to 1888 and encodes 503 amino acids. The record is from RefSeq and is a predicted model, not a curated record. The transcript is spliced from 13 exons. Lineage: Eukaryota; Metazoa; Chordata; Mammalia; Carnivora; Herpestidae.
GGCCCCCCUCCGGUCGUCCCUCGGGCGCAAAGGGCAUUGGCGACCCGAGCUGCCUCCCUCCGCGGCUCGGGCAGGCCUACCACCCCAGAGGGGGGAAUGCCCCUUCCCCGCCCCCGGUGACAGUGUCACCGCUUCCGGCCUCGACGUGGGGCCCGCGCCAACUCCCUGGGCUCCACCGCUGUCCGCGAGUGCUGGGCCGCCCCGAACCUCAGUUUCCUCGCCUAUGAAAUGGAUGGGCGGCCGUAGCGGGUUCGAGAGGGUCCCCAAAGUGUAGCCCGGUGUUGUGAGCCAAGUUGGGGAAGGUACCUCGUUCCCGAGGCGGGCAGUGGCCACACUCCGCCAGGUUUCGGCGGCAAGUAGCCCUCAGAGAGGCAGUAUGCCUGCCCCUGCCCCCUCUGGUUGUGGCGGGGAUGAUGCCACCUUCCGGGGGGCUUGCCCCACGCAGGGCACCGAGGCUGGGGGGGAUGCUAUGGAAUACGAUGAGAAGCUGGCCCGGUUCCGGCAGGCUCACCUCAACCCCUUCAACAAGCAGCUUGGGCCACGGCAGCAUGAGCAGAGGGCGAGUGAAGGGGCCCCAGACUUCGCUUCUGAAGAGCCCCUGCCUGACUUGCCCUCCGGAGAGCCAGAAUUCCGCUGCACUGAGCGCAUGAUGGACCUUGGCCUUUCUGAGGACCACUUCUCCCGCCCUGUGGGUCUCUUCCUGGCCUCUGACAUCCAGCAGCUGCGGCAGGCCAUCGAGGAGUGCAAGCAGCUGAUCCUGGAGCUGCCCGAGCACUCAGAGAAGCAGAAGGAUGCCGUCGUGAGGCUCAUCCACCUCCGGCUGAAACUCCAGGAGCUGAAGGACCCUAAUGAAGACGAGCCCAACAUCCGAGUCCUCCUUGAGCACCGUUUCUACAAGGAGAAGAGCAAGAGUGUCAAGCAAACUUGUGACAAGUGUAACACCAUUAUCUGGGGGCUCAUUCAGACCUGGUACACCUGCACGGGGUGUUAUUACCGGUGUCACAGCAAGUGCUUGAACCUCAUCUCCAAGCCCUGUGUGCGCUCCAAGGUCAGCCACCAAGCCGAAUAUGAGCUGAACAUCUGCCCCGAGACAGGGCUGGACAGCCAAGAUUACCGCUGCGCGGAGUGCCGGGCGCCCAUCUCUCUGCGCGGCGUGCCCAGCGAGGCCCGGCAGUGUGACUAUACCGGCCAGUACUACUGCAGCCACUGCCACUGGAAUGACCUGGCUAUCAUCCCCGCACGAGUUGUGCACAACUGGGACUUUGAGCCGCGCAAGGUGUCCCGCUGCAGCAUGCGCUACCUGGCACUGAUGGUGUCUCGUCCGGUUCUCAGACUCCGUGAGAUCAACCCUCUGCUUUUCAACUAUGUGGAGGAGCUGGUGGAGAUCCGGAAGCUGCGUCAGGAUAUCCUGCUCAUGAAGCCGUACUUCAUCACUUGCAAGGAGGCCAUGGAAGCACGUCUGCUUCUGCAGCUCCAGGACCGGCAGCAUUUUGUGGAGAACGAUGAGAUGUACUCCAUCCAGGACCUGCUGGACGCGCACACCGGCCGCCUCAGCUGCUCGCUCACGGAGACCCACACGCUCUUCGCCAAGCACAUCAAGCUGGACUGUGAGCGGUGUCAGGCCAAGGGCUUCGUGUGCGAGCUCUGCAGAGAGGGUGACGUGCUGUUCCCCUUCGACAGCCACACGUCUGUGUGCACGGAGUGCUCUGCCGUCUUCCACAGACCUGAGAUGCAGCAGAGGCCGGAGGUUCCCAAACUUUCCUGUUCCUGGCAUCUUCAGUGUUGGGACUGCUACUAUGACAACUCUACCACGUGCCCCAAGUGUGCCCGGCUCACCUUGCGGAAGCAGUCACUCUUCCAGGAGCCCGGUCCAGAUGUGGAUGCCUAGAGCAACAGGCACCCCUUCCAAGCCUUUCUGGCAUCCAACCUGCUGGUCAUUGCCAAAGUCAAGGUGUUUCUCGUGUUCUGGAGACCCCGAGGGUGCAGCCCCUGGACCCCUCCCCUGUGCUGGGCCAGAGGGAUGUAAGCAGCACCGUGAGGACCAUCAUCUGUCUCCCGGGCAUUUGCUGGGACGUGGUGCAGCCUCAUCCAGCUUUUUCCUGGGUGUGCUGCUGGGGCCGUCUGCAGGGCUCUGUACACAAGAAGUGGGGAAGGGCUUCUCAGCUCUCCUGGGGCAGAUAGCCUUGGCAAAGCCCAAGGCUGCUGGGUUUUGGCUACUCUGAAAGCCCCCAGAGGGCUUUGGGGGAGUGGCCAACAAACCCUAGGGAUGCCGGCUACAGCGCCCAGACUUGGCCUGACAAAAAUCUUCGAUGGAUGAUUUGGACCUACCUGGAGGCUCCCAUCCCCCAGCCCCUUGUCUGCUUGGAGACUUCUAGUUGUCUGUGGCUGGGGCUGUUCCCAACUGUCUCCCGAGGGUUCUGCCUCUGCCUCUUGAGGUUCUCUCUCUAGGUUGUCCUCUGACAGGACCCAUCCAGGGGUUACGAGUUCUGUACAACAUGCGGGGAAGGGGCCACAGUCUCUCCCCACUGGGUGGACCAGCCACUCCUCCUGCCGUUGCUCAGCCCAGCUUACCUUGGUGCUCCAGGCUGGGUGGCUAGGGGUCCUGCUGGAAGAGGCUGUCCUGCUUCCCAGUUUGGAAGCAGGGACUGUGUCCCUGGCAGGGAGGGGCGGGUGGUUUCCUAGGUUAGGCAACAGGGUUGGCUGCAGUAGGCCUAUGUGGCUUUUCUGGGAACCCUUUGUCGGAGGAGCUCUGUGCUGCUGCCACAGUGCCUGCGGGGGCUCUGGACAUGAGACCACCAGCCAGUGGUCUUUUGUUUGGGGGCCUGAGGUACUGGGAAUAUUUGCUCAAGGGAGCUUUGGGCAGGAAUCUUAGAGCUCCUGCAGGAAGCCUGGAGCGUGGGCUGUGAAAGGUCCUGUACACCCGCUGACAAGUGGAAACCCGGACAGAGGGCAAGAACCCAUAGCCCUUCACCGGUGCAGCCCCAGUCAGCCUCUGUAUUUGCAGGGACGUUUUGUGCUUUAGAGACCCUGCCAUUGACGGGGGAGUCCUGUGGGAAGGGGACAGUUCAGGAUAUGGCUUUCCAGUCUUCUGUGUCCUCUUGCCCAGACUGGUCAGCAGUUGAUGCACAUGGUUGACACACAUAUGGGGUGGGGGUGGGGUGGGCAGGGAACAUAGCCACGUGGUUAUCCAUCACCUCUGACUAGGAAGCCCGGAGGAGAUGCAUCGGCCAGCAGAAAGGUCAGCUUAGCCUGCUGGAGGAUGAGAGUGGGGGCUAAAGACCGUGUCUCCUCCCCCUCGCUCCUCUGCACCAUCAGAAAAACCUCAGUUGGUGGCUUUAGGGAGUCCUCUCACUGUGUGUUCUGACCUGCCUUGGGGUGACAGUGAGAAGCAAACCCUGGUGAGGUGGGGUCAACAGCAGGUCCCUCCCCUGCUUUCCCUUCCUCUCUAGGGAUGAAGAGGGGCUUAAGGGCCAAAUGCCCUUUUCCUACACCCACAGAUCCACACAUUUCUCCCCACUGCUUUCCAUUUCUGUCGUAAGGAUACUGGCCAUUCCUGGCUUUACUGUGUAAUGAAUGUCACAUUAUUCUAGUUAUAAUCACUGUGUCCAUAGAAAGCGUUAAUAAGCUGGCAUCUGCUGGACAAAGAGUUGGCUCCCUUUUUAACAACCCCCAUCACCUCCUCCCCCAAUAUCUCCAUCUUCCUCUUCUGGAUGACAGAGUCUAAACAAAAUCAUGUGUGGGUCUUGGAGUCCACAGCACUACGGCAAGAACCCACCAAAGAACUAGUCUGCAUGGCCAGCACUUCACAGAAGAGCAGCAAGGGACACCCAGUGGUAUUGACACCAUGGCCACUGUCUCAUGCAGUCUAUGUUCUCCGACCCUGGGGGGUGUGGUGGAUGAGGGACAAGACAGGCUCUGUUGACAUGCAGCCCAUCUGCAGGCUUAGGGAAAGCCCACAGCCUCCCUCAUCCAAAUGUAAUUUGGUUUGGGGAGUUUGUGAUAAGUAUCAGACAGAAGGCUGUGUGUGGAUUCCCCUCAGCUCCAUUUCUAUGAAAGAUGAAAACAUACCUUGGGGGUGUUUAGGUCCUAGGAAGCACUGAGCACUGAGCCUGGCAUGCAGAGAUGCUCAGUAAGUAGAAACUGUGUCUUCUGGGGGCAACUGGGGGGCACAAUUGGUUGAGCGUUCAACUUCGGCUCAAGUCAUGAUCUUGUGGUUGAUGAGUUUGAGGCCCACAUCAGGCUCAGUGCUGG